UUCCCGACCGACCGACCGGGUGCGUUCGGUGUCCGGACCAACCCAAUCCCAAUCCAACAUAGCGAGUCGGGGUCGCUGCCCCUCACCGUCGCCGCCGCGGCUUCCCCCCGCUGACCUCCGCCGGAGCUCGCCGGACUCGUAGGGUUUCUUCAGUUGUCCUCUUCCCUGCUGGAGAUCCGCACCCUAGGAAGGAAGGAAGGGAGGAAGGAAGCAGGGUGAGUUGUGGUGAUUUUGUGGUUUGGACGUGUGGUGUUCACAGUUUGGUGGGAGCUUGGAGGCAGGAGAUUUAGAAGGAAGGGUUGACGAUGAGCAGCCGAAGCCCGCCGCCGAGGGACCGGAGGAUGCGUACUGAACGCACCUCGUACCGUGACGCGCCAUACCGGAGGGACAGGGACGGCCGCCGUGGUCCAAGCAGGUCUGCUAGUGAUUUGUGCAACAACUGUAAGCGUCCAGGGCAUUUUGCUAGAGAUUGUCCAAAUGUGUCUGUCUGCCAUGCCUGUGGCCUUCCAGGGCACAUUGCAGCUGAGUGUUCUUCCAAAGAUCUCUGCUGGAACUGCAAAGAGCCUGGGCACAUGGCUAAUGCCUGCCCGAACGAAGGGAUAUGCCGCAACUGUGGUAAAUCAGGCCACAUUGCAAAAGACUGCACUGCUCCGCCAAUGCUGCCUGGAGAAGUGAAGCUCUGCAACAACUGCUACAAACCAGGGCACAUUGCCGUGGAGUGCACCAACGAGAAGGCCUGCAACAACUGUAGGAAGAGUGGCCAUCUUGCCCGUAACUGCACCAAUGAGCCCGUUUGCAACCUCUGCCAUGUUGCAGGGCAUUUGGCCCGUCAAUGCCCCAAAUCCGACGAGAUCAACGAGAGGGGUGGGCCUCCUCCCUUCCGUGGCAGCGAUGCUCUGUUCCGUGGCGGCGAUGCUCUGUUCCGUGGCGGCGAUGCUCUGUUCCGUGGCGGUGAUGCUCCCUUCCGUGGUGGCGAUGCUCCCUUCCGCGGUGGCGGUGGUGCUCUCUUCCGUGGUGGCUACAGUGAUGUGGUCUGCCGGGCCUGCAACCAGGUUGGCCAUAUGAGCCGUGACUGCAUGGGUGGCGCCUUCAUGAUCUGCAACAACUGCGGUGGCCGUGGUCACAUGGCUUACGAGUGUCCAUCUGGGAGGCUCCUGGACCGGUUCCCUCCACGCCGAUACUGAACGACUACCAAGAGCUCUUUCAGAUGACUGUUCCUUUUGAUCCAUCGUGUUGUGAAUCAUCAUUUUGACGUGCGUCGUGUUUUUGAAUGUCAAGGGAUUGAGUAUUCCAGUUGUUUCUGCAACUUGUUAGUCUCGUGGUUAUUGAAUGGCUUCUAGGGUCUUUCCAGAUCAGACUCCCUUGCUCCCUCUGUUUUGAAUAAUAAUUAUUUUCAUGGAUUAGUGAAUACCAAGUGGUUAUCUGUAAA
This is a messenger RNA of Aegilops tauschii subsp. strangulata, 1429 nucleotides long. RefSeq lists its product as uncharacterized. Gene Ontology annotation, molecular function: zinc ion binding; nucleic acid binding. NCBI's taxonomy places the organism in Eukaryota, Viridiplantae, Streptophyta, Magnoliopsida, Poales, Poaceae. The record is from RefSeq and is a predicted model, not a curated record.